Messenger RNA from Toxoplasma gondii ME49, 1164 nucleotides. Its product is annotated as NEK kinase. The transcript is spliced from 4 exons. Gene Ontology annotation, biological process: protein phosphorylation. Lineage: Eukaryota; Apicomplexa; Conoidasida; Eucoccidiorida; Sarcocystidae. The record is from RefSeq and is a predicted model, not a curated record. Bases 1 to 1164 code for a protein of 387 amino acids. Gene Ontology annotation, molecular function: ATP binding; protein kinase activity.
AUGAUAGGGCUAGAGCAACGACAAGCUGCCCUUAAAGAAUCGACCAUAUUGCAAGACUUGAGCGCUCACCCGAAUGUCAUUACAUAUUUCAACAACAAGUUAGAUAGAAAGAAGCAGAUUCUCCACAUCAUCAUUGAAUACGCGGAUGGCGGCGACUUGGAGCAACAAAUUCACUUGCGGCGCAACCUGCUUGAGGAGCAGCUUGAAGCUGGACGCACAAAGAAUGAGUCAUCCCCACCAAGCGCCGAUCACCAGGACCUGAGCAACUACGCCCCAUUUUUUUUCAAAGAGGAACAUGUCCUUUUGGUAUUCGUCCAAACACUCGCCGGUCUAUUGCAUCUACACUCCAGGAGUAUUCUUCAUCGCGAUAUCAAAAGCCAAAACAUCUUCUUAUCUAGCGACGGCUUGAUCAAAUUGGGAGACUUCGGAAUCGCAAGGCGGCUCAAUAAGGACAACAUGGCAGAAACAUAUGUUGGAAGUCCAUGCUACAUGUCUCCGGAACUUUACAAACGGGAGCCAUACAACUACAAGAGCGAUAUUUGGGCUUUAGGCUGCGUCCUCUUCGAGCUGUGCUGUCUGCGAAAGCCCUUCCACGGUUCCAAUAUCGUGGUCCUGGCGAUGCAGGUUACGCGCAACAAACCUCCAGCGCAUCUUGACACUCCUCCUGGUUUGUAUCCCCCUCCGUUGCACCACUUGGUCAAUCGCAUGCUUCAGGUUGACCCGGCUGAGAGACCAUCGGCUGCCGAGAUCAUGGCCACUCCGUAUAUACUGAGGUCCAUGAAGAAGCUGAUUAAAAGGUACCCUCAACUGCACUACCUACAAUGCUACCUCAACGACCUCUCCUGUUCAGUUGCAAAAGAACUUCCUCCCUCGAAUCCUCCGUUUGAUGGCUGUGACAGCUCUGAAGCUAAUACAGCGUCAGCGGAACAUUUCCCAGAGAAUUCGUACCAUGCGGAAAUAAAGUACAAUUCAGAGCCGCUGCCUGCAGCGUCAAAUGUUGAAUCUAAGACGAAGCCUGCUGCCGAGAGAGUUGGUGGCAGAAGCAGUACGCGCCCCGUCGCGGGUAACAAUGAGGACAAGGUCUACCUCUCUGACGAGCCUCAACGACCCUCCUUCAUCACCCUGAAAGCUCUCCUCAAUGAGUCGCUUGUCUUCGACGAGUAA